AUGAGUGGUGAUUUAUUGUCGAGAGAGCAUCUAGUUGCUCUGGUAAGUCUCAAAGUACUCCGAUUUAUAGAAAAAAUGAAUUUUUCAGCGAAAAAAUGGUGGUCGCAGUCGAACAACUUCGCUUCAAAGUUUCUGCUCCGGUCAAAACGAGUCAAUUUCCGAAGAAGACAAUCACUUGGAGUUGCUCGUCGAUUAUCCGCAACAAAAGGGGCGAUAUCGAUUGAAUAACGCGCGCAACAACAGCGAUUCCACGUUGUCAAAGAGUUUUCGCCGAAAAGUGAAGAAACUCGCGCAAAAAGACCGAAAGAAUCGAAAUAUCGCGACGGAAGAUGUGUUUUCAGCUGAAGAUGACAUCGAAGUUCCACGAGGUGCACCUGUUGCUCCAUCAAAGCUCAAAAAAUCGCGAGCAUUGGAUUGUCUAGUGACUGGAACGGCAAAAAGUGUGGCAGGUGAAUGUGUCGAUUUGGAGACAGCUAAAGGGCAUUUGGGAAAUGUCCGAAUGAAGGUUUUUGCGGCAAGAACUGCGAUGGAUUUGGAGCCACGAUUAUUGGAGAAAACCAAGAAGAUAUUGGAGCAAAAGAAUAAUAUGAUUCUUGGUGGAAUGCAAGAUUCACCUGGCGCAUUUUCACUCCACGCCGCCUAUAAACUCGCCUCCUCCCCCUCCAUUUCCACUCAACAAGGUGAAGGCAAGAAGAUCAGCAAAGAAGCGAUGGCGAAUUUGGUUCGCAAAUCAUACGAUGACACAGAAAUCACACAAGAGUUGCUUUUCUCAACAAAAUUCGAUGGAAAAUGGAAGGGAAAAUAUACGGAUAUCUACAUGCGGCGUGAUGAAAAUGGCCAAAAACCCAAACGACCGGUGAAUGGGCAAGGUUGGGUGAUGCCGUUGAAGAGUAUUUGCGAGAAGUUUGGGAUUGGGUCGGAAUUCUUCACGGAUCAUCGGAGAAUGGAUUUGGCGACGGCUAGGAAUCAGGUUUUGCUGAUGAGAUUGAUGUCGAAAGAUCAAUCGAGCACCUGGAUUUCGUCGAUUCAUCCAAAUGUUAUGAAGUUAGUAAAGGAGAUUGGUUUUCUAGUCCUCUAACAAGGAAACUGUUGCAAUUGCAAUUUAGAUUUUUUGAUGAAAUAUAAGUUUUCUAGUAGUUUUCGACCAGCUAAUCACGAUUCCGCUGUCUAAAAUUGCAGAACUCAACUUCUGAUAUGAGUUAUGACGUGGCAAAAUUGGAAAGUUUCGAAAAUUUGGGACUUUAGGAGGACAGAACUCGCCUUGAAAACUAUUUUCAUGAAAAUCUGAUAGCAUAGGGUUGUUCAGGAGGCUCGAUUACAUAAUUUCAAAAAAAUCCAAAUGAUUUUUCAAACGUUUGAAAUUUGCCACAAACAUUGCAAAAUUUGAAACUUUUGAAACAUUUUUUGGAUUUUUGUAUGAACCUUUUAAACUUAUGUAAUCGAACCUGCUGAACAACGCUAUGCUAUCGGAUUUUAAUGAAAAUAAUUUUGAAGACGAGUUCUGACCCUCCAAAGUCCCAAAUUUUCCAAUUUUGCCACGUCAUAACUCAUGUUAGAAGUCGAGCUAUGCAGUUUUAGACAGUGGAAUCGUAAUCAGCGGGUGCAAAACUACUAGAAAACAUAUAUUUCAUUAGAAAUCUCGAUUGAAAGGUGAAAACGUUCCCCUGUGAAUAAUAUUUUUGUUUCAGAAACGAAGAACUCGCCAAAUAUGCUCUCCAUGAUUUGGACUCGACAACAAUGACGAAACGAAUUCAAGCGUUCCGUGCCAGUAUUUUGGCGGAUCGAGAUCGCAUCAAAGUUGCUGGACAAUGUAAGGCCAUUCUUGGAAUUUUGAUGAAAAAUGCUAUAAUUAUGGGCUAUAAUUUUUUGAUUUUUUUUUUGAAAAUGAUGAUGAUCAGAGAACAAAUGUCUAGGGAAAAACCGGAAAUCACGAAAACAAACUAGAUUUUUUUGCAGUCUACAAUAAUAUUCGAAUCGGAAAACGAAUGUUUGGCGCUGCUCGUAAAGCCAAAUACACAUCGACAAUUAUCGGAGGAAUGGAGAGACGUUUCGAAAUUCUCGACAAUUCGGUCAAUCACAUUCCAUUCACCCAUUUCGAAUCGGAUAAGAAUCAAGAGAAAUGUCGAAAUCAACGAGUUCAUUGCAAGGAUUCGACACGUGUUUCGUUGGAUUUUCCGAGAGGAAAUUUGGGAGAUGGAGGAGAGGAAUUGGGUGAUUUUAUUCAUGCGAAUCGCAUUUCUGGAGGACCGCUUUUUAAUGAGUUUAUUUUGACACAAGCGCCCAUGGAUAAUACUGUUGGUGAGUUUUGGAAGCCGGAGAUUAUGAGCAAAAUGUUCAAAUUUUGAGGAAUAACACUCAAAAUCCACCGUUUACUUAAAAAAAAUUGAAGUUGAACAUAAAUUUCAAAAUUUCAGUUCAAAUUUGAAAAAAUCUGUUUUGAAGUCAUAAUUUUUUCAAACAUUUUUUUGAAAAAUAGAGAAAAUCAGUAUUUUUUUCCAAAUUGAAGCUAAAAAAUCAUUGAAAAUAAUUAAAAAAAAAAAAAAAAUUUUACAGUUUUCAGAAAAUUGUAAAAUUUAUGAAUUUUUUUCAUAAAUUUCGAAAUAGAAAAAUGAACCUUUGACAAAAUCUUUAGAAAAUCUCAUUUUUUUCAAAAAAAUGAUUUGAGCUCAAAAAAUCUGGAAAAGCAUAAAAAAAGAGAGAAUUGAAAUCCAAUUUUUUUUUCAAAUUUUUUGAAUAAAAUUUAUGAUCCGGCAACGAAAAUUAUAAGCACUUUUAAAAAUUUUGGUGGCCGAGAAAUGUCGGGAAUUCGGCCAAACGCGCUCCAACAAUGAGAAUUAUUGCAACAUUAGAGCGAGUUUGUUGGUUUGGCCGAAUUCCCGACAAUUCUCGGCCACUAGAAUAGUUCGGCCACAUAUAUCUUUUCAUUUUUUCUGAAAAGUGCGUUUUGAGUUUUAUUCCUCAAUAUUUGAACAUUUUUAAAAUUGAAAUUUCAGGGUACCUUUAUAAAAUUUGCCCGAAAUUGUACGUUUCAAAAAAUUUUGAAAUUUGAUUUUUUAUUUCAUUCGUCAAUUCCCGAUAUGAUUCAUUGCUCUGAAAUAAAAAUCCCAAUAAAUUCCAUUUUCCAGACGAUUUCUGGCGUCUUGUUUGGCAAGAAGAAUGUGCCUACAUAGUCAUGUUAACAAGUCGAAAAGAAGCCGAAAGAUGUGCAACAUAUUGGCCAAAAACACCAAGUGACGCAUCAAUUCAAGUGAGCGGAAAUAUCCGCGUUGAGAAUUAUGGAGUUUAUCAAGCACCUGAUCCACUUUUCCGUGUCACUCAUCUUCGUUUAAUCGGGCCAAAUCGUGAGGAAAGACAUAUUGAACAUUGGCAAGGAGAUUUGAACAAUUCAUCCAAUUUGUAUUCGCCAUUGAAUAUUUUGAGAUUGCUGCGCAAUUCGACGAAACCUGUGAUCGUUCAUGAUUUCUUGGGAAUCUCGCGUGCUGCUUGUUUGAUUGCCGCCGAAAUUGCGAUUUGUAGUUUGCUCAAAGGGCCGACCUACAAAUAUCCGGUGCAGCGAGCCGUUCAAUUUUUGCGACAAAAACGACCGUUUUCGAUUGAAACUCCGAUGCAAUAUAUAUUUGUGCAUCGUGUUGUUGCAUUCUUUUUCAAGGAUGUGAUUGGAACGAUGAAGGAAUUUGAUGCGGAUUAUGAGAGGUAAGUGGCAUUUUUUUUGUGAAACCUACCAAGGGAGCCUUUUUUUUUGCUCAACAGGGGUGAUUCACGAACGAAAAAAAUGUUUAAAAAUAGUUUUUUAAACUUGAAAGAUCGUCGAAAAAACAUUGUAGGUCAAAUCUAGUUUCUCGAGUUGGAGUGAUUUCUGAUGAAAAUAAGCUUCGAGAACCUUAUUUUGCUUUAUUUUGUGAAUUUUUCGAAAUUCAUCGACAGCUUUUGGGGUCAUAAGAACACCCUAAAAAUUUUUGGACCUCUGAGCCAAGUUUUGGGCUCUCAAAAGUUCAAAAAUUGCCGAAAUUGGCUGAAAAAAGUUAGCAUAGCUCCAUUUCAAAAUAAUUUUUAAUUCAAAAUAAGUUUUGUUAAGUUACAGAUAUUGAUCAGCAUAGUCGAUUUACCAAAAAACAUUUUUUCAUAAAAUUUCAAAGUUUUUUAUUUUUUGGCCAAAAAUUCGUUUUUUUCAGAAAUCAAUAAUUUUUCUGAAAAUUUGAUUCAUUAAUGAAAAUUAUUGAUUUUGAAAAAAAUUAAUUGUCAGCCGAAAAAUAAAAAACUUCAAAAUUUUUUGAAAAAUUGUUUUUUAUUGAUGUAUUUUUAGUAAAAAAAAUGUAUCCCAAAAAUUAUUUUGAAUUGGAGCUAUGAUGAGUUUUAGGAGCCCAGAACUUGGCUCAAAGGUCCCUAAAAUUUUUAGGCUGUUGUUAUGACCCCAAAAGUUGUCAAUGGACAAAAUUUCAUCAAGAUCCGAGUAAAAAAGGUUGCCUUGUAAUUUUCCAAGGAAUUUUUCUCUCUCUUAUCCAAAAAAAAACCCAUUUUUCUCUACAGAUGGCUCGAAGAACGUUCCUCCCGCAUGUUCCUCGAUGAUAUUACCGAUCCGAUUCCCGGAUAUCGUCUCCUAUCACCAAAAGCUGAUCCAGAUCUCGUGAGAUUAGUCGGCCGUCCGACUCGUCCAAAUUAUCGUCGUGAAGCGCCGGAUUUGGUUGGUGAAAUGCCGGGAACUGUGUCGAAUGUUGAGAGUAUUUUAUCGCCUGCCGAAAGUUUAUUCGAUUUUUGAGCACCUCGCCGCCUUCUUCAAAAUGUAUAUAUUAUUAUUUUACUUACUCACCCCCUAACUCACUUAUUUUUUUUAUUUGCAUGGUUUUUUCUCACUCUUUUUGUACUAUAUAUAAAUUUUCCAAUUUCUCCCAAUGAUUUUUGCCACGAAUUGUUGGUUUUUGGCCGGGGUUUUUUCUCGUAUUUUGUGUUUGAGAAAUGAUUUUCAGAGAUUUUUGAACAAGUAAUUUUAGAGGUUGGAAUUAUGGAUCAAGCUAUGAGUUUGCAAAAGAUUAAGAAGAAGGUGAGGAUUUUUCAGAACUCUUAAAAAUUGAGAUUUUCAGCGCAAGAAAAGUUCCUGAAAAAAUUACGUUUCAAAAAAUGUUGAAAAUUUUCUCAAUGUGUAGAAAUUUCGAUAUCAUGCUGUUCGUCAAGAAUCACAUUUUUUCAUAAUUUUUCUUCUAACCUGAAAAUUGAAAAGUUAAUUUUCUCCAGUAAAAUUCAGAAUUUCUCAAAAAUUAUUUCUGCUCAAUUUUGUUCUAUCAAAAAUUAGCAAAUCCAGUUUUCAGCGUAAAAUUCUACGAAUUUUGACAUCAAAAAAAUUCCAGAAAACAUUACGUUUCAAAAAAUGUUGAAGAUUUUCUCAAUGUGUACAAAUUUCGAUUACUCUGGUCAAUUUUCGAAUUUAAAGCGUGCUAAAAUACCAUCAAAUUUUACACAGAAAGAAUCCCGAAAAAAUACGUUUCAAAAAAUUUUGAAAAUUUUUGAAUGAUGUGUAGAUGUGUUUUUGUAAACUUUAUUCAAAAAUUGAAAUUACGCUAAUUUUCUUCUCUGAGAACUUGAAAAUCCAGAUUUUCAGCUCUAAUAAAUUCUAAGAAAAAUUCCAAACGAAAAAAAUUCCGAAAAAGUACGUUUCAAAGAAUUUUGAAAAUCUUCUGAAUUUGUUUAAAUUUCGAUCCUGAGCAUAUUUUAUAUUUUGCAGACCUCCUGGUUCUCACUUCCCCAAGAACUUCGUGUCAAAAUCUGCGAACUAAUGACAAGCGAAACUCGCUAUCACUACGGAAUGUGCUCGAAACUUUGUGCCGAAGACGUCGUCCAAUGCCACAAUUAUUGUCACACACUGAAAUUCGACCAAAAACCCGAUAUUGUGAUGAUAAUGGUCAAUUUUCACGAGGAUAAUGGAAUUACUGAAGAGAUGUUUGUGAGAAAUUCGAUUUCUUGUACAGAUAUCAAGACCGAAAAAUAUUGUCACACAGAGUGGAAUUUCUACAUUUUCAAUGUGAAAUAUGAGGAGAAAUUGAGAAAUGUUGAUUAUAAAAUCGAGGGUGGAAAACAUUUCGAGAAAAUUAUCAAGAAAUGCCAGAAAUCCCUCAAAAAAUUGACCUGGAUGACGGUAAUUUAGCCUAACUCUUGAAGAUCCCAAAAUAUUUUCCUUAUAUUUUUAGAACGAUGUGAUUUUUGAUGAGAAUUGUAUUCGAAAAUUCCCACGUCUUGAAACUUUGAUAAUCGACACGGAAAAUGAGCAAAAUGUGCGAUUCUUGUUGGGAAAAUGUCCCGGAAUUAGAGAAUUGGAUUUGGAUUUGAAAAUGGAACGAGAAGAAUUUAUGGAUGAAAUUGUGCAAUUGAUUGAGGUGCUAGAGUCAUUUUACCUUGAAAAAUCUGAUUUUUCACAAUUUUUAACAUAUUCCAGACUUGCCAACCGCACAAACUCACAUUCCGCUCAAAAAUCCCAAUGUCAAACGCGCAAUUCCAACGAAUCGCCAAAAGUUGUGCGAUUUUCGAGUGUGCAAUUGGAAAUGUGAACACACGUGGAUAUAUUGGAUUCGUCGAAAUGUGGAAAAAUGGACAACUUCCGGAAAGAUUUCAGAAAAUGCGAUUGCAUUAUGACGAUAAUGUGGAUCGUAUUGUAUUGGAUGAUGUUUUGGAUGCGUUGGAUGUGGAGAUGAUUGAUGAAAUUUGGGAUGAGUGAGUGGAAAUUUGAAUUUUGGUGAAAAAUGGGCGAAAAAUCUUGAAAUUUCGUUGAAAAAACCACCUAAAAUGUAUAAUUUUUAUGAAAAACUAGAAAAUUCUGAAUUUUAGGUUGAAAAAUAGAUAAAAUUUGAUUUUUCCUAUCAAAAAUACAUGUUUUUUUCUCAUUUAUUUUCCCAUAAAAAUAUUCAUUGAUAUCAAAAAUGAUUGCUCAUGUUUACUAAUAUUAUUGAUUUUUCUCAUCCGUUCCAUUUUUUCAUAGCAACACAUUUUUCGUAUGGUUUUUUGCACUUUUUCCUUGAAAUUUUUUAUCCUCGAAAAAAUAGGUUUCAAAUUUUUGCCAAAAAAAAUAAUAUUGAAAAAAAAAUACUUGUGAAAGUGUUUUAUAAACAUUGAUGAAUUCUAUUAAAACCAUACAUUGCUCAUAUUAUAAUAACAACUAUCGAAAUAUUUCCAAUUUCCCUACUUUUCAGAGAUGGUCGAAAAUUGUUGUUUGAAAUGACAAGCAAAAAUCACCCAAAAAAAUUCGGUCAUUUCACCGCCAUCAUUCACGACGCGCGUAAAGAUGUCUAUUUGGAUUUCAAAAUUUUUUACGACGAAGAAGACGCCUAUUUGAAUAUUUUGAAAACAUUGAAAUGGAUGGAAAAACAUGGAAAUUUGAUUGGAAAAGAGUUUCAGGGAGGAUUUGAGAAGUUGCGAGAACAAGUUGAGAAAAUGGAUGAAUUUUGA
This is a messenger RNA of Caenorhabditis angaria, 7431 nucleotides long. NCBI's taxonomy places the organism in Eukaryota, Metazoa, Nematoda, Chromadorea, Rhabditida, Rhabditidae. The record is from the annotation of a GenBank genome assembly.